AUAGCAAAUUGGCGCGUGAUCUGACUUCGGCAUUGGCAAGGGCUCUAGGGGUAAAAUGGUGCGGAGGGUAGGCUAAAUAUAAUCUUUCUCUCAUCUUCAUGUCGUCUGGUAUAGAAAAAUGAGUUUAACUCCGGAUUGGAAGGUUGGGAACAGAAUGGAUUUUGAGAGAGCUAUUCGAAGACGACCAAAGAGAUUUCGAUCAGAAAAACUAUUGGAAGCAGAAUCUCAAUCCACUACAUAUCCGCUUGUUAAAAGAUCAAAAUCCAUCACGCAACAAUCAUGUCUAAUCGUCAAAUGUGACGAAGUUGUCCGAUUUUUCACACUUUUAGACGAUCCAAUUAUUCAAGAUUUCUUGGUACACGACAUAUGUUAUAGAGUUUCAGAUAGAUAUCUUCUCGCAAUGGUUUUUACAUAUUUUAAAAGAGCUCAUUUAUCAACUGAUGAAUAUAACAGACAUAAUUUCUUUAUUGCACUUUAUCUUGCUAACGACAUGGAGGAAGACGAGGAAGAUUUUAAAUACGAAAUAUUUCCCUGGACACUGGGAAAAACAUGGAGAGAUCUGUUUCCUAACUUUUUGGCGAAACGAGACAUAUUUUGGUCGAGAAUGAACUUCAGAGCAGCUGUCAGUAGGAAGUGUUGUGAAGAGGUAAUGCAGAUUAAGCCAGAUCAUUACGCUUGGAAAAGAGAGAGAAGUCAGUAUCACGCCGGUGCUUUGAGAAGUUAUUUGAAAACACCUUCAGAAAAAGAACCUUUUCCUCGUGGACCCGGAUCUUCCCCUAUUCCAUGUAAUAAGUGUAGAGGAAUGUUCAUGAGCAGCGGAUACAUUUCUGAUGAGAGUGACGAUACGACUGACUCGUAUAUGACUGUUUCACCACAAGAGAGUCCUUGUUCGAGCUCAGAGGAUAGAGCAUGCGAAACAGCUAUGAUUUUAUACGAGAAGGAAGCCGAAAAUAACACAGGUUCAUUGGAAGUUGAUGAUACAGGAAAUCAUGACAUGGAAGAGAGCGAUUCUGAUUCCAGCUUUGGCAUGGAAGAGUUUUGGGAAUCAUUAAGCUGAAGAAAUAAAAAAGAGCGCGGUUGUCAGAGUGAAUCUUCUUCCCCAACGUUUGAGCUGGUAUCACAGACCUAAUUCACAAUGUUCUAUUCACGAAGGUCAUGUCUUGUAAAUAAGUUCCACUAUCUUGUUUUUGCUGCAUGAUUGUGUUCUGGCAAUUUGUGGUAUGCGCAAGUUUGUUGGUUUAUUUUAUUCGAUCCUAAUAUGGAGCGGUAAAUGUGAGAUUCAAGACUUGAUCUCUUCAUCAGUCCAGUCUCUGGUUUAGCGUAAGGUUAACACUUCAUACUGACCGUGGUUAACCAAACUUUUGUGAAACAAGCAAGUCUCCAGUUCUUGGUAAUGAGAUACCUCAUUACACUCGAAUGAUGCUGAGACGAAAUCUUUUCAAAAAAAUCGCUUUAAACAAUAUGAAAUUUUGGAUAGGCAAUAAAUAAUUCGUUGGAUGAAUUUUUACCUCCCUCAAUGUAGUUGUCAUAGGGCAGUAUUACUAAAAUAUACCUAGCUUAUUGUCGUGGGAGCUGUAAAGACUAUGUAGCUAGCGAAUUUAUAUAAAAUCUAAUCAGUUCUGCCAUUUUCUAAUGAAAUGUUUCUGCUUAAAGAAGUAGUGUGCUGUUCGUGGCGUGUCACAGUGAUAAUGACAGUUCCCAAACUUUCCUACGUAGAAAAGUUCGUUGUUCCAUUGUGCUAUUCUAUCCUACUUCUCGUUGUUUAUUCUUUUGUUCUCCCGUUGUUUUGGUUCAGUAUAUAUUUAUAAACAGAAUGAAUAAAAAAAAAUUACCCUUGACUAAUUAAAGUUAAAUGCGAAUAUAGUAAAAUCUGUUGUUAUUUGACAGUAUUCGACAGCCAAUUUGUAACACUCGGUAGGCAGUUCGUUGUAUUUUGUUUACAGUAAAUCAUUACCACAAAAUGAAUUUACAUAUAUGGCGUUCUUUUUAUGGAUACGGAAGGUUUAAUUUUCAGUUGGACCGGUUGAAUUUGUUAUCAUUUGAGAUUACAUUAAGGUGCCGCUAAAAUUAUUGAAACUUUUGUGCAGUAUGCCUGAAAAUUACACCUUUCGUAACGUCACACAGUAUUUCAUUGUUCAUUUAUAUGAUGUUGUUGAGAAACGUGUAAUUAAUUAUACGAAAAUAAAUAAACGA
This is a messenger RNA of Styela clava, 2193 nucleotides long. Its product is annotated as speedy protein 1-B-like. Gene Ontology annotation, biological process: positive regulation of cyclin-dependent protein serine/threonine kinase activity. Lineage: Eukaryota; Metazoa; Chordata; Ascidiacea; Stolidobranchia; Styelidae. The record is from RefSeq and is a predicted model, not a curated record. Gene Ontology annotation, molecular function: protein kinase binding.